Meriones unguiculatus (Mongolian gerbil) is the source of this 3539-nucleotide messenger RNA. RefSeq names its product Myb/SANT DNA binding domain containing 1 (gene Msantd1). NCBI's taxonomy places the organism in Eukaryota, Metazoa, Chordata, Mammalia, Rodentia, Muridae. Gene Ontology annotation, cellular component: nuclear body. The record is from RefSeq and is a predicted model, not a curated record. The coding region runs from base 2410 to 3246 and encodes 278 amino acids. Gene Ontology annotation, biological process: positive regulation of DNA-templated transcription. The transcript is spliced from 3 exons.
UACCCAGUUUAUUCUUGUCCUUGGAAGCCGGGAAAUUACUCUGCUCUAGGAGGUUCCCCCAGAGGCCAACCUUGUUCUUGGGGCUUGCGGAUGUCCCCAUGGCUAAGAAGAGGUGGAAGCCUAUCUUACUCCCAUAAAGAUGCUACCCAAAGUGUUGUGUUGUUAUGGAAUAGUUCUUGCCAGACUGGCUCCUACUUCAUGGAACUUGGGCAAGCAGCUGGUAUAGAUGUUUCCUCUGCAGCCAUUUGACUAUAGGACCCAGAAUAAUGGCAGUGACAUCCAUUAGCCAACAGCUAACCACUAGCCUGGCUUUGAACUCUCCAGAGGCUCUUGGGAGAUUUAUGGAAGGGGCUGAGAUGGCAGAUGGGGAUCCAAUGGCCUCUCCAUAUCUCUAGAGAGGUUAUGGCUCUUUCAUCAGAAUUUUGCGGAGUCAUUUAUAGUCAUCUAGCUAGCUCCUUUUAUUUUAGUUCCGGGAUGAGGAAACUGAGGCUGGGGUCUAUGGCUAAGGUCACACAGAGUCAGAGAGAGCUAGAUUCAAAAGCUAGCCACUUAAAGCUAAGCAUAGUGGCAUAUACUUUUAAUCCCUACUCAGGAGGCAGAGACAGGUCAGCCUGGUAAACAUACUGAGUUCUUGGGCCCCAGGUCAUGUUUGGUCUGUCUUUCCCUGCUGGCUGGAGGUGCUGUCUGUGGAGGCAAUAGGCCAGGUCCCUAGCUGACCUUCCCGUCAAGGAUCAACCUUUUGAGUCAAGAACAGGGAACUUCUUAGAGGAGGCACUUUCUAGGCACUCUACUACUGUGGGCUCUGAGAACCAUGUCCCACACUUAGCACUAGGGGGCAGCAGUGGACCAGCAGGCCACUGUGUCUGACACGCUCAGUAUCUAUCUGACCUCAGUAUUUUCUCCUUUAGGAAAAAUGGAACAAUUAUGGGUACCUGCAAACAAACCCAGGAGUAUCUGCAAAGCUCAGCAGUAGGAAGGAUGUGUUUGGGUCCCUUGGUGAUUCCCAGGGUACAGAGAAGCCAGGCAUUGACCUGAACCCAGGGGCCGCCCUCUGCUGCCUUUCCACUUCUAAUUUUGGACUGUAACUCAGGUUGCUCCCCUAACAUCCAAUAAAUACUAACUGUGCUCAUUACAGUAGACACAGAAGUCCAGAGAUACUACUUUUUCCAGGCUGAUUUUUUUCCUGUCUUUGGUCAGGCGGGGGUCGGGCCGGUGGUCAGUGUUCUUCUGCUGACCAGAGAGUUUUAGCCUAGUUGCUUAGGGACCAGUCAGGACUACCAAUAGAGUAUAUGGGACCCAGAGAUACUGAGAUCAGGCUAGACCCUGUGUUCACCACAGCUGGUCCAGCAUGAGGGCCUUAGGUCCCAUGGAGCCUCAUUCAGGUCUUACCUUCCAGAUAUUAGCUGCCCUCUCAUGGCCUUUCCCGCCGCAGACUCCACAUUCUACACUCCUGAUCGCCUAUUGGCUCCUCAGCCUCAGGUCCCUGCCUAGCCCUGUAGCCAUAUUAAUCCUCAUCUUGACAUUUUGCCUGUCCCCACCCCAGCAAUGCUAUGUCUUUUGAGGCCCUGAAAUGUGCCCUGCCUUAGACCAUUGAAGUUGCCUUCUGACUGCUGCCAGUUUUCCCUGAUGGGCCUCCUCAUGCCAGCUCAGUUUGCCUCUUCCGUCAGUGCUGUGCCCCUGCUUCUACCCGUGAUGAAGGCCAGCAUCUGUGUCCUGGUCUUUACGACUAGGUAAGACCUAGCUCCGACUCACUUGGCUUCCCAGCACCCACACAACAUGACACCCAGGGUGUUAGGUGAGUGGAGGAAGAGAAGCAAAGAGUCAAUGGUGAGGAGGCAGGGCCUCAUGAGGCACAGCCUCAGUAAAGCCUGACAGACCUCUGAGAAAGGGUAACCUCUCAGAAAGGACCCCACCACAUCAACAGUCAUCAAGGUAGCACUGGAACCUCCGUCUCCCUUGUAACCCUGUAUACUGUGGGUCUCAGCAUAGAGCCCAUUUGGGCCUUCUUGGACUCUGGCCUAUAUAAACCAGAACCAGAUGAGGCUGAGGUGGGGACUACUGCCUGGGUCCCCCUUGCAGAAACCUGUCAAGCACAGCUGGAGUGAGUCUCUUCUGGGGCUUAGAGGGCCAGCAGGAGGCGGGGGACUGGGAGCCACUGUGGGUUUGGGCACAGCCUCUCACUGCAAUAUUGAUGGCCCGUCAGUGCGGCCCUGAUUCCUGUGCUUUCAGUUAAAAGGUUUCUGUUGUUGUAGCUUAUGCAGUUGCUCUGUUGCUAUGGAAACAUGACAUCAAAAUGACGUUUCCCGUUUAAAAGCUUUUAACUAAAUUCCUGCCUGUCAGAUGUAGGCCCCAUUUUGAGCGUGGAGCUGCCUCGAGCGAGCGAGUGAACGAGUGCACUGCCUCUCGCCCAUGGUGCGCUGGCCAGGCCUGAGGCCCUGCCUGAGUACCAUCCUUAACCCUGCAGGUGCCUCCAGCAUGGCAGCAGCCGAAGUGCCCGGCUACCUUGUGUCUCCUCAGACGGAGAAGCAUCGGAGGGCCCGCAACUGGACAGAUGCCGAGAUGCGCGGCCUCAUGCUGGUCUGGGAGGAGUUCUUCGAUGAGCUCAAGCAGACCAAGCGCAAUGCCAAGGUGUACGAGAAGAUGGCCAGCAAGCUCUUCGAGAUGACUGGGGAGCGCCGGCUAGGAGAGGAGAUCAAGAUCAAAAUCACCAACAUGACCUUCCAGUACAGGAAAUUAAAAUGCAUGACAGAUAGCGAGUCCGUCCCGCCGGACUGGCCCUAUUACCUAGCCAUUGAUAGGAUUCUGGCCAAGGUCCCUGAGUCCUGUGAGGGCAAACUGCCGGAUGGCCAGCAGCCGGGGCCCUCCACGUCCCAGACCGAGGCGUCCCUGUCGCCGUCUGCUAAGUCCACCCCUCUGUACUUACCGUAUACCCAGUGCUCCUAUGAAGGCCGCUUCGAGGACGAUCGCUCCGACAGCUCCUCCAGCUUACUGUCCCUUAAGUUCAGGUCAGAGGAACGCCCUGUGAAGAAACGCAAGGUUCGGAGCUGUCACUUACAGAAAAAAAAACUGCGGCUGCUGGAGGCUAUGCUGGAGGAGCAGCGCCGGCUGAGCCGCGCCAUGGAGGAGACAUGCCGAGAGGUCCGCCGUGUGCUGGACCAGCAGAACAUCCUACAGGUCCAGAGCCUGCAGCUUCAGGAGCGCAUGAUGAGCCUGCUGGAGAAGAUCAUCGCCAAGUCCAAUGUCUAGGCCGUGGAGAGGAUGCCAGGUGCCACGUAAUCCUAUCUGGAGGCCCACGCAGCUCAGGGCCCUGCCUACCCAGGCAGAUUCCAGAAAGGGGACAGGCUUCAGCCUGGCUUCUGUGUUUCUCUGAAGGGCUCUCCAGGACCCCAGUGGCCCUGGAAGACUUUGGGACCCCCAUCUCCAGCACUGAUGCCAGGGACCCCAGGACGACUAGUGAGAAGGUUCCAGAAUCCACUCUCCAAUAUAGUCACUAUCAUAAUACUUGAAACAGCUUUUGAUAUUAAAUGUACUUUCAAUUA